Molecule: messenger RNA, 1206 nt
Organism: Suillus fuscotomentosus
Lineage: Eukaryota; Fungi; Basidiomycota; Agaricomycetes; Boletales; Suillaceae
Product: iron-sulphar subunit protein of succinate dehydrogenase
Exons: 5
Coding region: 84-1010 (308 amino acids)
Biological process (GO): respiratory electron transport chain; tricarboxylic acid cycle; aerobic respiration
Cellular component (GO): mitochondrial membrane
Molecular function (GO): electron transfer activity; 2 iron, 2 sulfur cluster binding
Source: RefSeq, a predicted model, not a curated record
GGUAAAGGUGUACGUGACAAAAUAGGAAAUCCUUGAUUGGCUGCGGCUUUACCAGUCGGACCUUGAAAUAAUACGCACCGGCAAUGCGAGCCGUCCACUCCGAAUUCACGCGACAACAACAUCCUUCCUCCACCAUCGACAUGCAGGUCCUCGCUAAGACCGCCCGCGCCAGCGCGCCGCGCUUCUGCAUGCGCUCGUUCGCCUCGUCAGCGGGAAGAUGCCAGGCCACUCCUAUCGAGAAGCCUGUACUAAACAAGGAAUUCAAAAUUUAUCGCUGGAACCCAGAUGAACCUGCCAACAAACCUACUCUCCAGUCUUUUACCAUUGAUCUUAAUCAAACUGGGCCCAUGAUUCUUGAUGCGCUCAUCAAAAUUAAGAACGAAAUCGACCCUACGCUCACCUUCCGUCGUUCAUGCAGAGAGGGUAUCUGUGGUUCUUGCGCGAUGAAUAUCGACGGUCAAAAUACCCUCGCCUGUCUUUGUCGUAUAGACAGAAACUCGAGUAAGAAUUCCAAGAUCUAUCCCCUUCCUCACAGUAAGUUCUUCGCUGUGGUUCCCCCCUAUAAUCCUCAUUGCAUGCUCGUGUUUGCAGUGUAUAUCGUGAAAGACCUGGUUCCCGACCUGACGCUGUUCUACAAGCAGUACAAGUCCAUUAAACCCUACCUCCAGAACGAUAACUUGCCUCAGCAGGGCGAGUUCUUGCAAUCGCAGGAGGACCGCAAGAAGCUCGAUGGAAUGUAUGAGUGUAUUCUAUGUGCAUGCUGUACGACAAGUUGUCCAUCGUAUUGGUGGAACCAGGAUGAAUACUUGGGCCCUGCGACGCUAAUGCAAGCAUACCGCUGGAUCGCCGACUCUCGUGAUUCAUAUGGUGCCCAGAGAAAGGAGCAACUCCAGAACGAGAUGAGCAUGUACCGCUGUCACACAAUUUUCAAUUGCGCACGUACCUGCCCGAAGGGUCUUAACCCUGCAGAAGCCAUCGCGAAGAUCAAGCUCGAGCUUGCCGCUGACUAAUAGCUUCGCAUGGACGGUGGGACGGAGCUUGUGUGAACAGGUCGUCACCUGCGGCCGUUGCUCAUGAUUCCGAGUGAAAUCCCAUCAUGAUAUUGGUACUACCUUUGUCUUCGUUCGUCGAUGCAAAUAAAGAGAAUGUAUCUUGUCGAUUGUUCACGCUUGACAACGCGGUAUAUAGUUGACCAUGCGCAAAAGG